GGGUGACAGUGGAGGACCUUUAGUUUGCGAUAGUAAAAACGAAAAGCGUAUUAUUCUUGGAAUAAUGAGUUAUGUAAACGAUAGACACUGUUCUAGAGGAUCAACGAGUGAAACAGUCCAUACACCAGUACCAGAUUACCUGCGAUGGAUCUUCAGCAACAUGCUAGAUAGAAAUGAAUGGAGCGACUGGAGCGAUUGUCCUGUCGUUUGCUCAGAAUGUUUGUCAGGGGGAAAUUGUCUUGUCGGUAGAAUAUCAAGAAGUACGGGCUGUAACUUCGGAUACCAUGGCCAUUUUAGGACAGCCGCAGUUCUGUAUCAGAGAUUUAAGGAUGUUUGUAUAUUUAGAGAAAAAAUACCAUGCAGUUGUAACAUUACUGAUACUGGGUGUCCAGUUAUAUAUUCGCCAACACACGGAUGGUUAAGACGAUCUACUAAUGAUUCGUCAGUAAUAGUGGUGACAUGUAGGGAAGGUUAUGAAAUUGUUGGUUCGCGGAAUCAAAUCCAAUGUCAAGACAAUGGUCAAUGGUCAGCGAGAGUUCCAGAGUGUACAAUCAAGGAGUGUCCGUAUAUUGAACCUCCUAUGAAUGGCCGCAUCGAAGGUAAACGUACGUACAAAUCAAUUAUGACCAUUUCAUGUAAAGCUGGCUAUGAACUCAUCAACGGGAAAAGUGAAAAGGAAUGUUUGUCGGAUGGCACAUGGUCCUCACUAGACAGUCCUGUUUGUGCUGAUAUUAACAGAGAGACGUGUAAUAACAAGGCAACUAAAUUUCCUAAUAAAACAUGUAACAAAAAAUAUGAAUUGGAAUGUCCAAAUACAUUUGCCUGUAACAAAAAGGAAUUCAGUUGUUGCCAAGUAGACAUACCGCAGUGUUCACCACUUAUGAAACCGAAUGGUAUCGAACCAGAAAAAUGCAGAGGUGGAAGAAGCGUAACGUGUCCCAAAGGCUACAGAUGCCAUAUUGCAUCUGACAAUACAUAUUCGAUAUGCUGUUUGAAUAUCACAUGUGUUGAUAGCAAAGAGGGAAUCCACGACUAUGGUUUUAAGCCAUGGCGCAGCUUAUAUGACAAAUGCAAUAUGUGUACGUGUGAAAAGAAUGGCCAAACGGUGUGUACCGAUAAAAAAGAAUGCAGAGAGUGUAAUCUUGAAGGAUACGGUCUACAAAAAAGAGGUUUUGGAUACUGGAAUGGAUGCUGGCAAUGUAUAUGUAUAUCACCAAAUAAACGAAUCUGUACUAGUCCAUGUGAUAGAGGCCAUAGAGGGGACCUUAGUGCCGUAUCAUCAUGUUCUGGAGGAUGCAGUGUACAGGCCAGCGUGCGUCAAUGUAUUGAUGUUGACGAACACAAUGCUACAUGUAUGCUGCACGAGUUAGAAUAUAAUACGUGUAGACCAGAUUCGUGUCCACAUCCAGGCAUACGGAUAAAAGAAGAUGUACCAAUAAUCAUCGGGGGACUUAAGGUUAAGCCUCCCUAUAAUUGGAGAUGGAUGAGACACUUGUUUUGGAGAUUCUGGUGGGCCAUAUAUGUGCAGGAAAGAAAAUAGCAACGUUUGGGUUCAGUAUGGCAUUACAAGUUGGGGCCCUGCAAUGUCCUGUGGUGAACAAUCUGGUGUGUAUACUAAUGUUUCGAACUACAUUGACUGGAUCCAAGAUAAAAUCACGACACCUGGUGGUUGGGGUGAGUUUAGUGACUUUACAGAAUGUUCGUUAAGCUGUGGCAAUAUCGGAAAUGGAACAAGAUCGCGAGUCCGUGUGUGUAACAAUCCUGCGCCAAUAGGAAAGGGCACUUGUAAUGGGGCUCUUGGGAUAAAACAAAAAGACGAAGCUACUGGAUAUAUAGUCGAUAUACACAAAGAAGAAUGUGAAUCAGUUCCCUGCAAAGAUGUUGAAGGAGGUUGGAGUGAUUUUUCCGAGUUUACACAAUGUUCAGUAAGUUGUGGCAAUGGAACAAAACGUCGCCAGAGGUAUUGCAACAGCCCAAAACCUUUGGGUAAUGGUGUUUGUCCACACGCUAGAGGGACAGUGCACGAAGCCAAUUGGUUAUUGGUUGAUGUGGAAACAAUUACAUGUAUUGUUGAGUCAUGCAACAA
Molecule: messenger RNA, 2086 nt
Organism: Owenia fusiformis
Lineage: Eukaryota; Metazoa; Annelida; Polychaeta; Sabellida; Oweniidae
Source: the annotation of a GenBank genome assembly